Carassius gibelio (silver crucian carp) is the source of this 1464-nucleotide messenger RNA. Its product is annotated as RNA-binding protein with serine-rich domain 1. Lineage: Eukaryota; Metazoa; Chordata; Actinopteri; Cypriniformes; Cyprinidae. Gene Ontology annotation, cellular component: ASAP complex; cytoplasm; nucleoplasm. Gene Ontology annotation, biological process: mRNA splicing, via spliceosome. The coding region runs from base 16 to 1035 and encodes 339 amino acids. The transcript has 7 exons. Gene Ontology annotation, molecular function: RNA binding. The record is from RefSeq and is a predicted model, not a curated record.
UUACUUCUUUACUUUAUGAUCAUUGCAUUAACACACGCCCCGCCUCCGUGCGCCUGUCGCAGGAUCAACAUCGUCACGGCUGCGUGCUCACGCAAGCGUCAACAAGACGCGACCUUAGAUACGCUCGGCGUUGAGUGUGUCGCGCUCUGCUCAUUCAUCAUGGCUCCAUCACCGACCAAGCGCAGAGAGCGUUCAGAGGACAAACCCAGGGAACGAGGGAAGGAGAAAACUGCUGGGAAAGAGGGAGCGGAGAAGGAGCGCGGCCGAGACAAGAUCCGCAAGCGCCGCAGCAAAUCCACCGGCAGCAGCAGCAGCAGAUCCAGCUCCAGCUCCAGCAGCAGCUCUGGAUCCAGCUCGGGCUCGUCCAGCGGGUCCAGCUCCUCUUCUGGUUCCAGCCACUCCGGGUCCUCUAGUUCCUCCCGUUCGUCCAGUUCCUCCGGGUCCUCCGGGUCUCCCAGUCCGAGCCGCCGGCGCCACGAUAACCGGCGCCGCUCGCGAUCAAAGUCCAAAUCACAAAAACGGACUGAUGAUAAAGAGAGGAAGAGGAGGAGCCCGAGCCCCAAACCCACCAAACUUCAUCUGGGAAGACUCACCAGGAACAUAACCAAGGAACAUAUUCAAGAGAUCUUUUCGACUUAUGGCAAGAUCAAGAUGAUUGACAUGCCUCCGGACCGUUUACACCCGAAUCUGUCGAAGGGUUACGCUUAUGUGGAAUAUGAGUCUCCAGAGGACGCGCAGAAAGCCCUGAAACACAUGGAUGGAGGUCAAAUCGACGGUCAGGAAAUCACAGCCACAGCUGUCCUGGCCCAGAGGAUACGACCAGUCCCGAGAAGACCGUCCCCUCCGCGCCGAAUGCCUCCGCCGCCGCCCAUGUGGCGCCGCACGCCGCCUCGCAUGAGGAGAAGAGCUGACAGUCGUCCUUUUCCCAGGUCUCGGUCUCCUCGACGCCGCUCACCCGUGAGAAGACGUUCCCGAUCCAGGUCUCCGGGUCGUAGGAGACAUCGUUCCCGCUCCAGUUCCAACUCGUCCCGUUAGCAAGACGCUGCAUUCUCACGCAUGGCUUGUCUUUUUGGCCUGCUCAUAUUUUAGUUAAAAACAACACAUAAAUAGUCCAGAUGUUUUCCUUUUCUCUAGUACCUCAGGAUUGUAUGUGAAGGCCAUGUUUUAUAACAUCGACGUUAGGGUGAAUUGUUUUAUUGGUUUUGUGUUUGUGCUUGAUGCGCCAUUUUUUUUUUUUUUUUUUUUUUUGAGAAAUACAGCUUUUUACUGGUUUGUUCAAGGGGUUAGAAGAGCAAACUUUUUUUUAGCCAAAUGUUAACAUUUGUUCACCGAAAUUGCUUUUGAUAUUACAAACUAUUACAGUUCCACAAAAUUCAUCUCUGAAGAACAUCACCUAAUCCUGUAAAAUCUGAUGAUAUGUAAGAUUGAAAAUGGAAAAUCAAUAAACCAGUUUAACAACUGAAA